Sinocyclocheilus grahami is the source of this 1494-nucleotide messenger RNA. RefSeq names its product tyrosine-protein phosphatase non-receptor type 6-like. Gene Ontology annotation, cellular component: cytoplasm. The transcript is spliced from 12 exons. Lineage: Eukaryota; Metazoa; Chordata; Actinopteri; Cypriniformes; Cyprinidae. Gene Ontology annotation, molecular function: non-membrane spanning protein tyrosine phosphatase activity; phosphotyrosine residue binding. The record is from RefSeq and is a predicted model, not a curated record. The coding region runs from base 1 to 1458 and encodes 485 amino acids. Gene Ontology annotation, biological process: intracellular signal transduction; mitotic cell cycle; cell differentiation.
AUGAGAACAUCUAACACCUACUUUCUCCCCCUUUGUUUUUGUAUCUUCAGGUGGUACCAUGGCCACUUGCCAGGUCCCAAUGCUGAGAAGCUGCUCCGUGAGCGUGAUGAGCCUGGGACGUUCCUGGUGAGGGAGUCGCUCUCCAAACCAGGAGACUUUGUUCUGUCUGUGCUCACCGAUGAUAUGACCAGUGCUGGUAGGAGGGUCUCCCACAUCAAGAUCAUGUGCAAUAAUGACCGUUACACAGUUGGUGGUAAAGACAUUUUUGACACAUUGGCAGACCUUGUGGAGCAUUUCAAACGCUCUGGUAUUGAGGAGUUGUCUGGGACAAUGAUUUACCUCAGACAGCCUUAUUACUCCACAAGGUUGAACGCAGCUGAUAUUGAGAGCAGAGUAAAGCAGCUCGGCCAGACCUCAGAUAACAUGGACGGGGCUGAUAAAAAGAUAAAAGCUGGGUUCUGGGAAGAGUUUGAUGCAUUGCAGAAGUUGGAAACUAAGGUAACGAAGAACAGAGAUGAAGGAAUGAGACCAGAAAACAAAAGCAAAAACAGAUAUAAGAACAUCCUUCCCUUUGAUGAAACUAGGGUUACCUUGCAAAACGCAGAUCCCAAUGUUGUCGGCUCUGAUUACAUCAAUGCCAACUAUGUUAUAAACAAAUUAAUGGAUAUUAAUGACCAGAAAGUUUACAUUGCUUGUCAAGGCUGCCUCUUAACAACUGUAAACGAUUUCUGGCAAAUGGUAUGGCAAGAAGAGUCACGAGUAAUUGUCAUGACAACAAGGGAGGUUGAAAAAGGACGGAAUAAGUGUGUGCCAUACUGGCCAACUACUGAAGGAGAGUCAAAGGAAGCAGGCAGAUAUGUGGUGACGUUACUGUCUGAGAAGGAUGCCGCUGAUUACAAGAUCAGAGUGAUGGAGCUCACAGCACCACAUCGGAAAGAGCCAACUCGCACCAUUUGGCACUACCAAUAUUUGAGCUGGCCUGAUCACGGCGUGCCGCAAGAGCCUGGUGGAGUGCUUAGCUUUCUGGAGCAGGUCAACAUCAAACAGCACGAACUGUCUUCAACUGGACCCAUGAUCAUCCACUGCAGUGCUGGUAUCGGACGAACAGGAACCAUUGUGGUGAUCGACAUGCUUAUAGAUACCAUUGAUGCUAAAGGUCUGGACAGUGACAUCGACAUCCAGAAGUGUAUUCAGAUGGUUAGAGAACAGAGGUCUGGCAUGGUGCAAACCGAAGCACAGUACAAGUUCAUCUACUUGGCUGUGCUACAGUAUAUAGAGUCGACUAAACUCACACGAAGGGCUGUCAUGGAAACAGAAACCGAAUAUGGAAACCUCUCAAUUCAGCCUAAACACCUGAAGGCCAGUCGCAAAGCCUCUGCGAAAAAAAAUGAAGAUGUUUAUGAGAAUCUGGGAGCAAAAGGAAAGAAAGAUAAGAAGAGUGGAUCUGUCAGGAAAUGAUAAAAGAAAAAAGAAAGAAGAUUAAAUGUUAUUUUG